CGGGCCAUGGUUGACAACCCGAGAACACUAAAUAAAUAAAUAAUGCACAAAGCGCUUCUGCGGCUAGCAGCGCUUUCUCGCAGCGCUUUUACUUCAGAAGACUCACUUUUUUUCUUUCUCGACAACAAAAGAAGCCUCGCAGCAGCUCAUCAGCAAGGAAACAUUAUAAAAAAAUAUCUGUUUUCAGCAGCAAGCACACAAUUUUUAUUCUUCGCUCAGGAGAUUGAAUCUGAGUUCCACCAGAUUUUUCUUCCAUCUUCUUUCCCAUCAAGUGCUUUCUGAUUAAACAAAAUCGACCAUGGUAGCUUCCGGAGUCCAAGUUUCCACCAACAACGAUGUGGAUGUGGACGAUUACACCUCGACCGAACUCGUGGAAGAGGAUUUCGCCACUCCCGAACAGGUCUCUUUUGCAACCAACACCAUCGUGGAAGUGACCGAUUUGUCCAACUACAAGGGUUCCUCUGUCGGAGACCGUGUCGAGAGCUUUUUGCACGAGCAUUCCGUGGCGGUGAUUGCCAAAUCGCAUUGUCCCUUUUGCCGUGAUGUCUUGGAUGUCUUGGCCAAGCAGUUGGGUGUCACGGUGCAUGUCAUCAAUGUCGACAAGAUCUCCGGCGGUGGGAACAUUCACAAGCACAUCAUCAACACAUACAAGCACCGCACCGUCCCAGCCGUCUUUGUGCGAGGACAGUUCCUGGGUGGAUGUGAUGAUGUCAAGGCUCUCCGAGCCAACGGCAAACUCGAACGGGAACUUCUCGCCGGUCUCAUUGGCAACCAGCGUGCCACCUACUCCUCCGGUAAGGUGGAGACAGCUCAUUUGGUUCCUGUCCAACGCAGCAAAGCCUGUCAUCCGCUCUUUUGGUUCCCCAAUGUGGUCAACAACUACGUCGUUCGCGUCACGGGGUUCUUCGUCUGCCUCUUUGCGGUGCUCAGCGCCGCCUUUCCCAAUGAAGACUUCCCGGGAUACGUGGCGGCCGGUCUUUUGAUUGACUUUGUCUUGCGAAUGGUCGUGGGAUCCUCGGCAUCACCACUCGGAAUGGUUGCAACCUUUCUGACCAGCCCCUUCCACCCUCAGUUCAAGCCCGGUCCGCCCAAGCAGUUUGCCGCCGCUUGCGGUACCUUCUUCUCGCUCAUGGGAACCAUCUUUUACUUUGUCGAAUUUGAAUACCAUCAGUACAUUGCCUGUGGCUUUAUGGCCGGUCUCGCCAUGGCAUCGGGCCUGGAAUGGGCAUUUGACUUUUGCCUCGGUUGUCUGUUCUACUCGUGGGGGAUCAUGUUUGGCAUUUUCCCGGACUAUGUCUACCGCAUCUACACCAGCAGUAAACAGGAAGUGGAGGAGAGUUGGGAAUACAUGCAUUACAACAGCAAUGCCCCCAAGCCUGAGAAGGUCGACUCGGAUCCCAGCAGCGCCAUUUCACUCAAGUACAAGAGGAAGACGGAUGAAUGGACCAAAGAUGAUUUCAACAUUAUCCGAAACAUGCAGGUCUCUUACUUCGCCAUGCCCUUGGCACUCUUGGCCUUGGCUGUUGCCUUCAAGAUGGGAGCCGAGUUUACUACAUCGUUCAACACUACGGGAGUCGAACGCCAGUAUGUCAUCACGGACGAAGUAUACAUGGCCGUUGGCCUCUUGGGUACCGUCAUCCUUUUGUUGUGGGCCUUGCUCUACCUUGCACGAUUCGUUCUCCACUCCCACAAGUGCAAGACGGAAUGGGAUUGCCCAAUGCGAUCUCCCAGCUUUGGUGCUCCUACCAUCUGCCUCAUGUUGAUUUCCUUCUUGAUUCACGAUGAAGAGGUGGAAGAUUAUCGACUGGAUGACAUUGCUCGCGUCAUCUUCUGGGUCGGAUCCCUCGCGCACUGCCUCUUGACCAUUGCCAAGUUGGGAGAAUGGGUUGGUAUGCGCCACGAAUUGGAGCACGUUCAUUCUCAGUGGAUGAUUCUUCCCGUUGGGUUGUCGGUGGCAGCCUUGGUGUGCCCCAUGAUCCCCUUGUUCGAUUUGGACAACGACAACGCAAGGGGAAACGUCUUGGUGGCCCGACUCUUCCAGUCUUUUGCCGUGGUCAUGUGGAUUGUGCUCUUUGUCAUCAACUUUUUGAAGGUUGUGACUUCCCACAACAGCGAUAAUCGCCUUCGUCAUGGAGUCUUCAUCUGGGUGGCCGCUCCGUGCAUCAUUGGAAUGGCAGACUAUUCCAUCUGCGUGUCGGACAAAGUGCUCCCGCUGGAGCAAUGCAAUGCAAGCUUUGUCAAUUACUUUUUCAUGGCCCUGUUCAUCUUUGCCGUUCUCUGUUGGUCCACCCUGCCGUACAUUGGCUUUUUGGGGAAAGACAAGUUCGGCAUGCAAUACUGGAUUGGAUGCUUUGCCCUCGGUGCCCUUGCGGCUUGUUCUGCUCUGAUGUAUGCCAUUUACGGAUACAACGCUCUCGAAAACCUCAUGAUCACCGCGCUCAUCAUGGCCUCGGUUGCCAAUGGCGUGUGCUUCCUCCAUACUCUUGCCUCCUUGAGUCGACGCCGUGGAGUCUUUACACCAGAGCAAAAGUGGGGUCCAUUGAGCUUCAUGAAAUUGACCCAUGAAGCGAUCCGUGGAAACAUGGAAACAAUGAGGUCAUCACUGGAUACCCUUGAUUUGAACGACAAGUCCGAUGCAGCUCGAGACCACUUGGCAGUCUUUGCCGCGCACUUCAAUCGUCUCUGCAUUGUCCACGAUGAACACAGCAAGCACGAAGACCAAGUUAUCUUCAAAGAGUUCAACGAUUGGUUCUCAAAGCAUGCCAAAAAGUACAACGACGACCACGAAGACUUCCAUGCAAAGAUUGCUUACUUCAAGAAUCUUGCCAACCUCCUUUUGAACACAAACAUAGCCAAGGAACGCCGUCAAAGCGCCCUGGACACUUUGAAGAAGGAUCUUCCUCCUUUCCUUGACUACUUCCUAGUGCAUCUAAAGGGAGAAGAGGACAACUUGAACCCCAUCGGGCGAAAGUACCUUCCUUUGCAGGUCCAAAAGCAAAUCUCCCGAAAGGUUUUCCAAAUCACUGCUUCUGAGAACUGGGAAGUGAUUAUUCCAUACGUCAUAAACAAUCUGCCUCGACAUGUCCAAAGGGUUCGCUAUCUCAAGGUUCUCCUUUGGUCCAUGCCCGAACGUGGACAGCAGAUUGGUGCCAUAGUGUACCGCAAUGUGGAUGCUGUCAUGUGGGAACGUCUUCGUGUCGAGGUUCCAGAAAUGAUCCCACGUGGUGCCUACAACUGGCGACGAUACUACUAGAGGUUGUGGUUCUCCUGCUUGCACAUGUAGAUUCUCUUUUGCAUGUCGUGAAUUGUUGUGGAUGUGCCUGUCUUCGUGGCUCCGAUAGUACAUUAAAUAAAUGUUCAUAGAUAUUCUUGCGUUUGCAGUCCA
Seminavis robusta is the source of this 3385-nucleotide messenger RNA. The record is from the annotation of a GenBank genome assembly. NCBI's taxonomy places the organism in Eukaryota, Bacillariophyta, Bacillariophyceae, Naviculales, Naviculaceae.